Molecule: messenger RNA, 321 nt
Organism: Eurypyga helias (sunbittern)
Lineage: Eukaryota; Metazoa; Chordata; Aves; Eurypygiformes; Eurypygidae
Product: transient receptor potential cation channel subfamily M member 3-like
Exons: 2
Biological process (GO): monoatomic cation transmembrane transport
Molecular function (GO): monoatomic cation channel activity
Source: RefSeq, a predicted model, not a curated record
AUGGUCAUAGAAAGAAAAGAUGCUAUCUGUACUAUGUUGCUUCCACAAGUAGAGGGUUCAGAUAGCAGGAAAGUGACCAACAGAGUUGAAAAGGGGUGGCAGUUUUUUAAAGAUUCGUGUUGCUGUGGACGUCUAAUAGGUCAACAUGUUGGACUGACUCCAAGCAUCUCUGUUAUUCAGAAUGAGAAGAAUGAAAGCAGGCUUACUCGCAAUGACAUCCAGUCAGAGAAGUGGUCCAUCAGUAAACACACACAGCUCAGCCCAACGGAUGCUUUUGGAACCAUUGAGUUCCAAGGAGGAGGCCACUCCAAUAAAGCCAUG